CAAGAUGGCGGCGGCUGAGGUGGAGGCUGCGCUGGCGCUGCUGAGCCGGGUCGCUGCGCUGGAAGAGCCUCUGGAGGAGCUGCGGGCCCUGCGGCUGGCCGUGCAGGCUCUGGCCCCCGCCGCCCUCCGCGAGCGAGGGCCCCGCUACCCCUUGGCCGGGCUCUUCGUCCUCAUGGCCCGCGGGGAUACUGAGCAGAUCUCUUUAUGCGUGUCAAUCUUGGAGAGAUUCCUGCAGGUCAUGGAUCCCUUGGAUGUAAUCCAAAACUUUGGGGAGGAACUUCAGAAGGGACUCUUUCACCCGGAUGAUUCAGUCAAAAUUCUGACCAUCUCCCAAGUUGGAAGAGUUGUUGAAGACGCUGUUGCUGUGAGAGAAAUCCUUAACACUCCUGAAUUAUUGAGGCAGAUUGUCUAUUGCAUUGCUGCCGAAAAAAUAGCAGUGGCGAAAGAGGCCAUCAAAUCUUUGUCCAGGAUAGCCCAGUCACCAGAGGGCUUGGAAGUUUUGCUGGCGGGGAAUCUGCUCAUCGACUUGAAAAACGUCAUGGCGAAGAGCGACAUCAUACGUUAUCGCGUGUAUGAGCUAGUGAUCAAUAUUUCCUCUACGUCGGUGGAUUCCCUGAACUACUGUGUGAACAGCGGCUUACUAUCGGAAAUGAUCGAGGAACUGACGGGAAACGAUGUGCUUGUCAGAGUGACCUGCAUUGAGAUGGUGACCUCACUGGCCCAAACUCAUCAUGGACGGCAGUAUCUCUCCCAGCAAGGCAUCAUCGACAAGAUUUCCAAUAUAAUCACUGGAGCCGAUUCAGAUCCCUUCUCCGGUUUCUACCUGCCAGGUUUUGUUAAGUUUUUUGGCAACCUGGCCAUCGUGGACAGCCCUCAACAUAUCUGCGAGCAGUACCCUGCCUUCGUAGGGAAGGUCUUCAGCAUGGCCGAAGGCCAGGACCCCACCUUGUUUGGCGUGGCGGUGGACACGCUCGCAAUCUUGGGCUCCAACGUUGAGGGCAAGCUGGUGCUCCAGAAGACAGGCAGUCGGUUCCAUCGCGUGCUAAACAGAAUCGGGCACCAAAUCAAGAACGCCCCGACGGAGACGCGAAUCCGAUGCCUGGAUGCUAUUUCAUCUCUCUUGUUCUUGCAACCUGAGCAGCAAACGGAAGACCUCCUUCGGAUGACUGAAUUGUGGUUCUCCUCUCUCUCCAACCAGCCCUUGGAGCUGUUCAAAAGCAUCAGCACUCAGCCCUUCCCCGAUCUCCACUGCGCAGCCUUGAGGGUUUUCACUGCCAUUGCAAAUCAACCUUGGGCUCAGCAGGAAAUGUUGGCCAGUCCUGGCUUUGUGGAAUACAUGGUGGACAGAUCCGUGGAACCGGACAAAGCUUCCAAGGAGGCCAAGUACGAACUUGUCAAGGCUUUGGUGAGCUCAAAGACAGCUGCAGAAAUCUUUGGAAACCAGCAUUACUUGAGACUGAAGACUUAUAUGCGCGAGGGGCCAUAUUACAUCAAGGCUGUCUCAACUAUCGCUGUGGAAGGAGCUGAGUAACCUUGGACGACAUCAUUUUAAGCGAAUUCCAAGAUUGACCAAAUGUUCUGGAUUUCUGGAAGAUGGGGCUGGCCUGUUGAUUUGUAGGAAGGGCAAAGAAAGUGUGGAUAGCAUUUAACUUGGUAUGAGUUUCUUGUUUUUUUUUUCAACAUUGAAACAGCAGGAAGUUGGUUUGAAAUAUAGAGAUGUUUCUAGGUAUUUUCCAAAUGGAAAACACGGGCUCUACCAUUUCGCACUAAAAAUCCAAGAGCACAGGAAAGGAAACUCUUAAAAUAUAUAUUUUUUUAAAAAAAAACAUUUUCCCCGGGAUAACGUUGCAGGAUCCUGGGAGGCCCGUAUAUUCGCCUUCAUUUGUGAAAAACAUUUUUUGUUGUUGUUGUGGAUCACACAGGUUUUACCAUCUGCACAGAGUGACUGAUUUUUUCCCCCAAUCACACCUGCAGUGUUGUUUUUCCGACGUUCCAAUUUUUGGCCACGACCCAAAACUUUGUCCGCACAACUUUACGUAGGGAAACAAAUACAUGGAUUUAAUCCGGGUUCUUAAAAGCAAGUUAGGCAGAAGAGUAAAGAAUAUAUCUUACAUAAAAGGCUAAGUAAAUCACCAUUAAAAAAAAAAGUGCUUAUUUCCCUCCGCCCCCCUUCUCUCGCCCUUCAACUGUCCAUCCUCCAGCUCUUAAUCUCAACCCCAGGAAAGUAUAAAUUUAUGGUGCCUCACUUCUCAGAGACUAAUCCCAACAAC
This is a messenger RNA of Thamnophis sirtalis, 2270 nucleotides long. RefSeq names its product proteasome 26S subunit, non-ATPase 5 (gene PSMD5). NCBI's taxonomy places the organism in Eukaryota, Metazoa, Chordata, Lepidosauria, Squamata, Natricidae. The record is from RefSeq and is a predicted model, not a curated record. Gene Ontology annotation, cellular component: cytosol. Gene Ontology annotation, biological process: proteasome assembly.